CUGAUUCCCGUAUGUGUGCGUCACAGAGCUGACUGAAGUGGGAGUGAGUACUGUGGUAAGAAGAUCAUUCACAUGAACCUCGACACUACAGCUUGGUGAACGCACGUGAUUAGAAACAGAUUUGGACAAACGUGAAGAGAUGUGUUGUUAAUGCUUUCAUUCAAGAAACCCUAGAUAGAGUAAGUAAGAUCUAUUUUGAAUAAUGGAUGAAAUCAACAAAAGAACAAAAAAGGAAUUUGUAAGUGUUUGGGUUCGGGACCCAAGAAUACAAAAAGCAGACUCCUGGCAGUCCUAUGUCGAUUAUGAGAUUUGUGUCCAUACAAAUAGCAUGUGUUUCAGGAAGAAGACAUCCUGUGUUAGAAGAAGAUACAGAGAGUUUGUAUGGCUAAAGCAACGACUUCAAGAUAAUGCACUACUAAUAGAUGUACCUGUACUCCCUUCAAAAAACCCAUUCUUCAGUAUGAACAACACACAGCAUGUACAACAGAGGAUGAUAGGGCUGCAAGAGUUCCUGGAAAAAAUUUUACAGGAUACAUCCCUGCUGUCAGAUAGCAGACUGCACCUCUUUCUGCAGUCCAAGCUCAGCCCCACAAAGAUCGAGGCUUGUGUUUCUGGGCAGACCCAGUACACUGUUGCAGAAGCAAUACAGAGAUACGCUUGUGCUGACAGUCGAUUCCCUGUAGAAGAAAAACACGAAGAGAAAAGCCCCCUACGCAGAUUCUGACUUGGAAAGUUUAUCCUCCGUGGACAUGGCAGUGAUGACAGCGCCCCACAAGACUGCGAAACAAAAGUAAGAGAAGGGAAACUCUUUGGCCUGCUGUCGGCAUCUCCGCCCGAAGAACACAAAUCACAGCUCUGAAAUGACAAGACUCAAGAGAGCAGGAGGGAGGUUUUAUUCAGCUCCAGAUUCAGCAUUACAGACAAAAUCCAACCCUGUUUUUUAAUUCAUGUAUACUUGUGUCAUCAUGUGGAGUAUAUUCAUUUUAUAAUUGUGUUGUCACUCAAUGAAUCUACAUAAUUUGCACAAUAAGUAAUUAUUUGCAAAAAUCUCAAGUGACCUUAGUUUUUGUUUUUGGUUGAAAAAAGAGAAUCAUAAAUAGUAAUAAAAAAAAUAUGCCUUGCACUUGUUUACAAAUUUCUGUGGGUGACUCAAAUUAGCUUCAGGAAACUUCAGCCCAUUUAGUUUUUGGGCUAAGUGUGGCAAACAUAUAACACAAUUUCCUGCCAUGCCUGUAUUUUCAGGGGCUUAUUCUGGAUAUAAUUAAGCAGUUUCAAGUGAUGUUGGUCCUUUAGUACUAGUACAUUUGUAUGUCCAUUUAGGCACACUCUGCAAGAAAAAAUAUAUAUUGUGAAUUUCAGUGUAAUGGGAAAUAUUGUUUAUGUUUAGUACAGAAUAUGAUGACAAGUUAAGUUUUGUAUGGUAAAUAAAUUAUAUGUCUUUAAAAACAGGUAAGUUUUUCUAUUUUUUAACAAGUGGUGUUUUACUUGGUGCCUUUUAAAAGGUUUUGAAUUUUGCAUAUUAUGAAUAGAGGUACAUGUAAAAAGCAUAUUUUAUGUACAUUCCUCUGACAAAUAUGUCAUGCAUGUUCAAAAUUGUCAUCACCUGCACUUUAUCAAAUAUUGAAACAAAGUCCAAAACAAUGUGAAAAACAGGAAAUGGUUGGUCUAAUAAAAUGUGUUUUUUUUUUUUAAACAAAAGUUUUCUUUAAAACCAGUACAGAUGUCUUUGUAACUUAAAUGAAGGAAAGAUAUAUGUGUGGGUUCAGUUUUUGUUGUUUAAUCAAACUUUAUAUUGUUAAUAAAAAAUGUGUAAAGAAAUUAUUUAUGCCCCCCCCCCCCCCCUCCCCUUUUUAAUUUAUAAACAAACACACCCAGGUUAAAAUGUAAAGUAAUUCUUUGAUAUUUUUAAAAUGAUUAGAUUAUACACAAAGUUAAAGAUCCAAAAAGCCUGAAUUUUUACAGGAAACUUAGAUGUUUCUGCACCAGAAUAUAAUUUAUGAAGCAAAAUUAGUUAAUUCUAUAGGGUUUUCUUUUUGGACAAUAACGUCAAUGGUUAAAACACUGCAUUAAGACACAAGCGGCAAUUUGUUUCAAUUGUUUUAAUUAAUAGUGUAACCAAUUAAUCGUUUUAAAUGUAGCUAUUUUAAAAAAUAAUAAAUAAUCAAUUUCAUGGUUACA
Acipenser ruthenus (sterlet) is the source of this 2178-nucleotide messenger RNA. RefSeq names its product sorting nexin 10b (gene snx10b). The record is from RefSeq and is a predicted model, not a curated record. Lineage: Eukaryota; Metazoa; Chordata; Actinopteri; Acipenseriformes; Acipenseridae. The transcript has 7 exons. Gene Ontology annotation, biological process: intracellular protein transport. The coding region runs from base 203 to 724 and encodes 173 amino acids. Gene Ontology annotation, molecular function: phosphatidylinositol binding.